Messenger RNA from Linum trigynum, 3253 nucleotides. NCBI's taxonomy places the organism in Eukaryota, Viridiplantae, Streptophyta, Magnoliopsida, Malpighiales, Linaceae. The record is from the annotation of a GenBank genome assembly.
CGAGUCUGUUAUAUUUCCCACUCCAAAAAGACACACAAGAAUCACAAGAGACAACUCUCUCUCCCUCUCUUUCUCUGGUUCUCUUUACAUUUCCAGAAGAGAAAGGAGGAAGAACGCAAAAUCAAAAUUCAAAACCCUCGAGAUUUCACCCCCAGCCCUCACUCUUUCUCUAUAACCACGCCAACCCAUUUCCUUUUGUAAUACACUCUGCUCUCCAAGAGCUCAGAAAUCCAAUAAAUCAGCGAUCUCGAGACACAAAAGUUCUGUUUUUUAUUUGUCCCUUUGCCCUUUCCGUUGAUGGCGGUUUCCGUUUCAGUUUUCACUCUGAGGGGGCGUUAAGUUCCGUUGACUUCCCAGGUGAAAAUUCUCCGUUUCCUCUGCGAAUCUCGGAGGAGUUUGCAUUUCAUAGUGAGCUCCAACACUGGUUAGACAAUUUGAUUUGAAGGGUUUUGCUUUUGCGCUCAGUAGGGUUUUUAUUUAUUUAUUCAAUGGCCUGGAAGAUUUAAUCGAGGAGGCGAUGAGUUGAAGAAACGAGAGAGUCAAGGUCGGUGAAACUCGGAAGAUGAUGUUGUUGUUCAAAUCGAGGAUAAAAUGGAUAGUUCUAUUGGUCUUGAUGCUAUCGACUGGAUCCCUAGUCGUUCACCUCUCUAUUACCAAGUUCUCCGCCACUAAUUUGAUUCAGUACACUGCUGUCCCUGCUCUCAGCUUCGACUUGCCUUCCACUUCCCCUGGAUCAAAGAGAGUUAUAACGGCUAGAAACAAGAAAUUGUGGGGUCCUGUUAAGGCCUUGGAGUCCUUGCAGCCUUAUGCUAACCCGAGAACGACUUACCCUGUCCCAAGUGAGAAGAGCAAUGGUUAUAUAUAUGCAAAGGUUUAUGGUGGCUUUUCAAAGAUAAGAUCUUCGAUAUGUGAUCUUGUCACCAUAUCCAGGCUUCUAAAUGCUACUCUUGUCAUUCCAGAGAUUCAAGAUAGUCUCCGCUCCAAAGGCAUUAGUUCCAAAUUCAAGAGCUUUUCUUAUCUCUACGAUGAGGACCAAUUCAUAGCUUCACUUAAAAAUGACGUGAGAAUCGUGAAGACAUUGCCUGAGAAUUUGAAGGCAGCCAGAAAAAGAAAUGAGUUUCCUAUCUUUAAGCCCAAAAGUUCUGCUACUCCAAGUUUCUAUAUCAAAGAAAUUUUGCCCAAAUUGAAGAAAUCGAAGGUUGUUGGCCUGAUUCUUGCUGAUGGAGGCUGUGUGCAGUCAGUUCUUCCUCCCAGUAUGGCCGAGUUCCAGCGACUGAGAUGUAGAGUUGCCUUUCAUGCUCUUCAAUUCCGCCAAGAACUCAAAGUUCUUGGACGUCGUAUUGUUGAGAGAUUGCAAGGAUGGGAUCAGCCUUACAUCGCAUAUCAUCCUGGCUUAAUGAGGGAUACCCUGGCUUAUCAUGGUUGCGCAGAACUUUUCCAGGACGUGCACACUGAACUUAUACAAUAUCGAAGGGCACAGAUGAUCAAGAGAGGGGUGCUUGCUGACAAGCUAAGUGUUGACUCUCACAUACGGAGAGACAAUGGCUCAUGCCCACUCAUGCCUGAAGAGGUUGGACUUCUCCUUCGAGCAAUGGGCUAUCGUGCUAAUACAAUUAUUUAUAUGGCUGGUUCUGAAACUUUUGGUGGCCAACGUCUUUUGAUCCCUCUGCGUGCAAUGUUUGCAAACUUGGUGGACUCCACCUCAUUUUGCAGCAAGCAAGAGUUGACGGAUUUGAUUGGUCCUGAACCUCUAUUGCCUCCAAAUCCUUUUAAACUGCCUCCUGGUAAGAGUGAUGAACAGCUUAAAGAAGAGUGGAAAAGAGCUGGUCCUAGACCUCGACCUUUGCCUCCACCUCCAGAGAGGCCGAUCUAUCAGCAUGAAAAAGAAGGUUGGUAUGGCUGGAUAACCGAAACAGAUACUGAACCAGAUCCUUCACCGGCGGAUCUUAGGAUGCAAGCCCACAAGCUGCUAUGGGAUGCUCUUGAUUACAUUGUAUCUUUGGAAGCUGAUGUUUUCUUCCCUGGUUUCAACAAUGAUGGUAGUGGAUGGCCUGAUUUCUCAAGCCUUGUCAUGGGGCAGCGGCUUUAUGAGAGGGCUUCCUCCAGAACAUUUCGACCAGAUAGGAAAACUAUCCAGGAAUAUUUCAAAUCCAUUCGAGACGAUAUGUACCAUCCUAAGUUCAACUGGACGAUUUCAAUGAGGGAACAUCUUAACAACAGCUUUGGUGAAGAUGGGUUUGCCUGGCAGUCUCUUAAGUCGAAACCCGCUUCAUUCCUUUCCCACCCAUUCCCAGAAUGCUCUUGUAGAAUGCCCCCUUCAGCUGCUGCUGCUGAGGUCCCAACCAUAUUGAUAAAAGACGAGGAUGAGUGUCCGAAAUGGAUGAUGCAGAACAACAAUCAAGAUGAAUCUUCUGAGAGUAUAGUAGGAGCGGCUUCCAAUGAAGAUACCGAGUCAGAGUAUGAAAAUGAGACGAAGGAAGCACAAGAGGACUCGGAUGCUAGUAGUAAGAGUAGUCUAACUCUAGCUAUUAACCAAGAUGAUGAAUGGGAUCCUAAUGACUAGAAGGCGGAGACAGCAGAAAACUACGUUCUUUGAUUUGUUUUGAAGGUGAUGGUGGUCAGUACUCGGUGGUCACUUUCCGGCGGCAGAAUCCCUUCUGGAAUGGGAAUUUUGAGGACAUACAGAGAGCUAUUAGCUAUAUAUACACGAAGGGUCUUUUUUUUUGGGUUUAUUCUCUUUGUCUCGUGGAGAAUAAGUAUUCAUUUUUUGUUCUGUAAGUAGAUUGAAGUAAAGGGAAGACAGAGCUCUAGUCCUAGUCACAGGAGGGGAAGAGAGAAAACUGAAAAGGAAAGAAAUUAUUGUAUACCAUUCAUAUAGAGAAGAGUUCUUUGCACAUUACAGAUUUGUGGACAUAUGUUGAUUCUUAUGCUAUAUACGGAGCUUUACCUUUUUCCUUACAGAACUGCAGCUUAUCUCAUUAUAGAGGGUCAAGAAGAAGGUGGAAAUGUUGCGGUUUUCCUUGCAAAACUGCAAAUUCUCUCAUUACUAACUGUCCUGAACAGGUUGAGGCAGAGGAAAGACCCAUGCUCCCAUUUCACUCUACUAGUGUAAACUGAGUUGGAGCAGGUUUAGGUGAUGGAGUAAGGGAAGUGGAGGUACAGGAAAGACCUAUGCCCUCAUCUCUAAUACUCUGCGUCUGCGCAAAACAGGUUCGAGCAGGUUAAGGUGAUCGAGUAAAACGGAAAAUUAUCA